Paralichthys olivaceus (Japanese flounder) is the source of this 7830-nucleotide messenger RNA. NCBI's taxonomy places the organism in Eukaryota, Metazoa, Chordata, Actinopteri, Pleuronectiformes, Paralichthyidae. The record is from RefSeq and is a predicted model, not a curated record.
UAUUACAGGUUAUCCUGGAUAAAUAUUAAUGAUAAACAGCAGUGGAGCUAACCUUAUGCCUUACUAUCUAUCUAUCUAUCUAUCUAUCUAUCUAUCUAUCUAUCUAUCUAUCUAAUAAGUUUAAAAUGGACCCCACCUUAUAGCAGUAACAUAAAACGAUGCUGCAUCAGUAAUAAUCAACAUACUAACAUACUCUGAAAUUGGUCAUUCUGUAACGUUGGUCAUUUGCUUUAUGUAUUUGAGUUAUGUAUAUUUUUAUGGAAAUACUGUUAAAAUACUGUUAAUUGAGCAAAAUGUAGAAAGCAUAAUUACUUUACUUGCAUUUCCAGCCUGUUGUUUAUGGGAGAUAUUAUGUGUAGCCAUGUUUCUGAUAAAGAUGCAAACUUUUAUUUGUUUAAACAUUGGUUUUCAAACGUGGGUCAUUGGUUCUGAACCUGAAGGGGCACUCGUACAUGGCAAAGAAACUACAUUACCCACAAGUCCCCUAAACUUCCGCAUAAAACCGGAUGUCUUGUCGGAUUGGUUAACGGACGCCUUUCAAAAAAGAAUGCGCGAGCAGUGCACUUGUGAAGGUUGUUGAGGAUUUUAUCCUUUUAGUUUGAUUAAAGCGGUACAAAGUGUGUUCAUGUGGAUAUCGGCUGUCUCCGUCAUCUGCUGUGAAUAAAGGUUUCUCUACAAAGGUCUUCCGCUCCAGCCUCCGACAUGAAAUGCUUAAAGGUGGACGAGUUCAUCAAGCGGACUGCUUCCGUGGAGGAGACGGAGCGUUUGCUUCAGGAGCUCGAGAAUUAUGUGAAGAGUAAACCAGGCCUUCAGGGUCGCACGCUGUGUGACAGGAUCAUCAGAGCCUGUAACCAUCAACUUGGAGUUGGAUGCCCUGACCGAGACCAUAUCAGUCUGUUGGUGAAGCUGGUGGAGCGUGCCCUUCAUGGCUACGACAUUUCUGCAGCACUUGCUCCUCAGAGCUGUCCGCUGUACAUGGAAAAGAUCAUUUUCCAUAUCGUCAAGAAGCUAAGCUCCUUAAAAGCUCACAGCCUGUGCAGCUAUGUGUCGGGGCUGGUUUACAGCAGACUUACCACAGCACAACAGGGUGAGGACUACUCUGUUCUUUUGCGGAGCUGCUUCUCUGUGCUCUGGAGUGGAUUAUCUGCUAACAAAGACAGGAAGACUCUAAAUCCACAAGAAAAACUCCACUGCCAGAUGCAAGCUCUGAGCUUCCUCCUGUUGUUGGACACAGAAAGUGCGACUCCCUCCUUCUCCAAAGCUCCCAUAUACACAGAGGAUGCCAUCGCUGAAUUUGAGAGUGCCUCUGGAGUGGUGACCAAAGAGGAUGCCUCUUUUCUUCUCCAGGAAUUGCGCUUGCUUUUCAACAGAUGCCAGACUGGAAGUCAAGGCUGCAAGGAGGAAGGAUCAAAGCAGUAUAUUAAGAAAUCAAGUGUAUAUGUGCUUUUUGAAAUCCUGCUAAUUGCUGUUAGGAUGCUUUGUAAAGCUGGACACUACGAUCUGGCUUCCACCUUCCUGAGUGAUAUUGAGAGAGAGGUCAGAGACGUCUCUGCUGACUGUCAGUGUACAGCUCUGUUGCUCGGCAGGUGGGCUGUAGAAAUUCAUUCAACAAUGAAGGCUGGUGAGGAGAGUGGCCAGGUUUUGACAAACUGUGCUCGAGCUUUGAGGUCUCUCUCUGCCGACCUGGGAGAACAAGAAGCUCAUGCAGUUGUGGAAGGGUGUGGACUUGUGGUGUGGGCUGUCGAGAAUGGCCACAACAAGGGAUUAAGUGGUCCUCUGCUCCUGGCUUGGUUUUCAUUCCUGGAGGAGUAUCAGGAGCAGAUAUUAAACAUGUUAAAAAAGGAUUUGACAUGCCAGACUGAGGGCAGCAGACUGCAACAGACCCUGUGUUUCAGUAUUUACCAAGGCUUUGUCUUUGCUUACGAGAGCAUGCUCGCAUCACAGCUGGAGAACAGUGACAUACUGGACAGAGUGCUGCUGUACUGCCAAGCCACAGCUGGGCAGAUGAUGACUGAGGUGCGCAAGCUGCCAAGUGAAAGUCUUCUCAUCAAAGCAGUGAUAGCCUUGAGCAACUUAGUGUGCGGAUUGUACAAUCGACGUCUCUACGACCAGGGCUUCACGCUAGUUGAGAUCCUCUGCAAGGAUCUUUGCAAGAAUUGCCCUGUCUCACUCUCUGUUGAUCGGUUGUGCCGACCCUUCAUGCUGGCGGUGCAGACUUCUCGGCGGGCUGGACAAUUGGAGCGAGCACUCGACUGGGUGAUUCUGUGGCUGAAAGCCCUGGGGGAUAACAUUCUCACUCAUAUGGCAGAACCAGUCUCCCUGUGGGUGAAAACCAAGACUGAUGCAGCACGUAACUCUGAGGAGGACAUUAGACUCAGGACAUUACGUGAUGGUUUUGGUCCUGACGUCCCUGAUGAGAAAGUGAUGCUCUGCCUUUUGGAGGAAGAGCUGCGUGCCUAUAAGGAGGUGGCAGGGGACACUGCCCAGGAACGUUAUAACACACUUUGUGACCUGUUGGACAUCUGCCAUGAGGAGAGCUCCUACACCCACCUACGUGCUGUCUACCUCUGUGAAAUGGCCCAAGUUGUGUGUUUCCAGGACUUCAGUGAUCAGACUGAUUGCUCUGCAAUUGAUUUUACCCAUGAAGCUUUGCGGCUACUGGAAGAAGAAUCAGUGACUGCCGAGAAUGCUGAUAGACUAAAAGAUGACAAGGCCCAUGCUUCCCUUUGGCUCUUUGUCUGCACCCUUGAGAAGAAUCUUCAGGAGGCCAUUGAGAAGGACAUAAAAUUACGCGAUUUGCGUAACCAGAAAAGAUGUGUGGCCAAUCCCAUAGGAACCAACGAUUUUGACUUUGAAGACCAGCAGAAAACAGAGGACAGCAUUCUGCUCUAUGAAGGCCUGCAUUUCAACCUGGCUGCAGAAAACAAAUUGUGCGAACCUUUGGAAAGAGCUCUGGGUGAGUGGUCUGCUCUUCUGCAGAGUCCAGCUCUGCCUUCUGUCAGGAGCCCCAAACAGACCUGCACCUCCAUUGCUCUGACUGCAGCUCUCUUCAGACUAAUGGGAAAGCCUCUAAAGGCUUUGGAAGCUUACCAACUCACAAUUGGACUUUCACGUCAACUUUCUGACGCACAUGGUUGUGCCAGCUCCCUCUGUCACUCAGUCAGCCUCUUACUGGAUAUGGGUGCCCCUGAACUGGCUUUGGCCCAGUUAGAGCAAGCAGAAAAAAGUCUUGCCUCAGAAACGACCAAUGAGGGAAUGUCUUCCCUCUCUAUGCUGCCCCUGCUGUUGAAAGCUCAGUACUACUACAGCACAGGACAGGUGGGUCAUGGAGUGCCUUAUCUGUGUGAGGUGCUUAAAGAAGUGAAUGAGCAGAGACAGUCGAAAGGUUGGUACCUGCUUCGUGCUCGGGCUCUGCAGACCUGCAGCUCCUACCUCAGUUUGGACACAGCUGCACUGCCACAGGCUGAGCGUGGACGUAUCACUGAGCAUGGUAUAAAUAGCCCGGACACUGCUCUGUAUGAAAGUCUGAAGCUUCUCUGCAGCCUGCUGGUCACUUUAGUAGGGAAAGGCCUGUACGGGUGUCAUGGCAGCAGCUCAGAUGUGCGCUUUAUCGACCAAGGAGAUAACCUGGUGCUAAAAUGGCAGCUGCUCUCAGAGGUGUUAAACUGCUCCAUGAAGAUGGUUUCUCUUAGGAGCAGCUGUGGGGCCAUCAAUGAUGCCAGGUUCCAAUGCCUAGAAGCUCUUAAACUGGCCAUAAAGCUGCAGGCACUCAGCCAAUGUGCUGAGCUGCUGGUGAUGAAAGCGGAGUUGGAGCUUAUGCAGGGGGAGAGAGAAGAAAGUAGUACUGAUUUGGAAAAUGUCAGAAACCUUCUGGACCUAUGCACAGAUUUCUCUGAUCAGGUGCAAAAGGCAGAGGUAAAAAUCAAACCACGGAAAGGUCGGCCAGCAAAGAAACCUCAGCCUCCUCUACCUACUCUUGAGGAUGAUUGUAAAGACAUCCUGAGCACUAGGUGGAUUGCUAAAGAACCUGUGGUGAGGGACCUGACCAGCUCCCCACCGCUCAAAGCCCAACCAUGUCGUUGGCUCUCCUCCCUGGCACAUGAAUCUGACUGUCAGUGCCCCUGCUGCUCUGAGCCCUGUCUGGGCCAUGCCACUGCUCGCUGGGCUGCUACACAGGCUGAUCUAGUUCUCAAGCUGGAUUCCAAUGACCCCAAAGUCGGUUUGAAGCUUCAAUGGGCAACAUUAUCCCGCUGUGAGAGCAUCACUGCCAAAGUUGGGGCGAAACUGGCUAAACUCUUCCCUCGGUGUGGCCCCACAAAAGGCUCCUCUAAACCCCUACUGAUGCAAGAUGUGGUGGGUCGUGUGUACCUUCACAUGGCCCUGUCCAGUCUGGAACCAAGGCUCAACAACAUUUGUGGUAUAUGGAAAAUACUGAAAGCUGGUUUAGCAUUUGUUGAUUCCAAACUCUCUCCUGUGCUAAGACCCGUGAGAGCUGGCUUAAUGGCAACCAAAGCCAUAGUGUCAUUGAUCACCUUGGCUUCCAAAAGGGGUUGCAACCCAGAGGAGCUCUUCUCAAAUGUGUGGACUUGGAAUGCACCAAAAGACAAAGAGCUAAAAUCAGAACAGAAAAAUUUACCUGCCUCGUCCUUGAAUAAAAAGCCUAAAGACUGCGUUAAAAACCCUGAUGCUCCUGACAAAACAAAGGAGGCAAAUAAGGUCAAGGCUGUCAAGCCCAAGAUUCAAGUGAUGAGCUCCUCAAGCAGAGGAAAGGGGCUGGUUCCCAUGACACCAGUAAUGGUAAAGUCAAAGUCUGCUGUUAAGGAGCUCACCUCUUUCGACUUCAACACAGUGGUACCUACUGUGGCUUGUACUCCUGUUCAAAAAGUGAAAGCUCCUGCUUCAGUGAGGAAAGCACCAACAACUGCUUCGAAGCAACAGUUUUAUGUGUAUGAAGAGUUUUCACCUUCCCAGCCAGUGCCUGCUGCCCCCAGACGCACCAGGACAUCACGUUUCAAGGUGGAGUUUAGUGAUGAGAGUGACUCAGAGGCUCAUACCCAAACAGAGGCCAAAGAAAAAACAGAUGCACCUAAAAAGCGAACAACAACCAGAAGAGCUGCCCAAAGUGCUAAAAAAGUCCCAGAUCCACCUGCAGAGAGCAAACUCCCCAAGAGGCAGGCUAAGGGUAGAAAAACCACUGCAGUGCCAAGGGCCACGUCCUCCGAGGACGACGAAGGUUUGAGCCGUCCACCUGCGUCAACAAGAAGAGGUAGAAGCAGAAAGGAGCUGACCAAGACAGAGGUGGAAACAAUGGAGGAGCUGGACAAAAUGAGGACCAUCAAGGAGGAAUCUAAUGAAGUUCUGGACAUAAGCAUCGAAGAGCUUAGGACAUCCGACACUGAGGACAAUCCUGCUUCAAGUAAAGAUAUCAGGGUAACUGUGUGUAUGAUGUCUGUGCUUGGAGUAAAACCUGGGGACAUGGGGAACAGCAUCAUACUUUCACGUCUCCAGAAAGGAUCUGCCCCUGUCACUGUUCAUAUAUCAACAUCUAUGCAGCAGCAUCCCAUCAGUUGGCUCGUGCAGGAGAUGGACAGUAUUCAGGUGGAACAGAAGGUUGUGAGCUGUGUGUCUGAGAAAGCCAAGUGGUGGGAGGGCCGCAGGGCGCUUGACUCUCGAGUUGAGCAACUGUUGAAAGAGAUGGAGGGAUUGCUCCAGUGCUGGAAGAGCUUUCUUCUCCCCCUUUCUUCAGAUCCAGAACUUUCCAGUCAGGCCCAGCACCUUUGCAAAGCCUUGUCUGCUAAAGGAGUGACAUGCAGUGAGGAGAUGUUGAAGGCGUUGCUGUCAGCAUUUCCUCUGCUGUCUCAAGAAGACUUGCAAAGAUUUGCUCUUGGAGUUUCUCCACACUGGGAUGCGGAGUGUGACCAGAUUCUCCAUACAGCUCUUUCUCAGCCCUCAGAGAGAGAAGAGCCCCGUGGUCAUGUUGUUCUGAUCCUGGACAAGUACCUUCAGAAGUUGCCAUGGGAGAGCAUCUCCAUCUUAAAGUCUCACUCUGUCAGUCGGAUGCCUUCUCUGCACUCACUGAUUGGACUGAGCAUUCAGAAAGCGAAUGACUCUCACUCCGUCCUGAGACGAGGAGUGGAUACAAAGAAGGUGUUCUAUGUGCUGGACCCUGAUGCUAAUUUAGGGAACUCUCAGGACAGGUUCAAAGAAUGGUUUAGCAGUCAACCAGACUGGGAAGGUGUGUGUGGGGUUGCUCCUGACUCGGGUCAGAUGGAAGAAGCAGUGGCAAACAAGGAUCUGUACAUCUACGUGGGUCACGGAGCCGGCGCUCGGUUCCUUGAUGGUCAGACGGUCCUGAAGACGCAGUUAAGAGCAGCGUCUCUUCUCUUUGGCUGCAGUAGUGCUGCUCUGGCCGUGCGUGGAGACCAGGAGGGACAAGGCAUAAUCCUCAAUUACCUCAUCGCUGGCUGCCCGUUUGCUUUGGGAAACCUGUGGGAUGUGACUGAUCGGGACAUUGAUCGCUUCACCAAAGCUUUGUUGGAGUCCUGGUUCGCUGCUGGACCUGGAGCUCCCCUCCUGGAACACAUGGGCCCAUCGCGUCAGGCCACAAACCUUAAACACCUGAUCGGAGCUGCACCUGUGGCCUAUGGUUUACCUGUGUACCUGCAGUAGAAUUAACCAUCCCAUGAGCCAAGCCUGUGCACUGCCAACAUCUGGUGGCCUUGCAGAAGCCCGAUCCUGACAGCUGAACGCACUGCAGCAUUCAUCACAGCACACGGAGCUCCCACAUUCAGAACAGCAGUAUUGAUGUUACACUAACAGAUUUGCAGAGACACUUGUCAGAACCACACUAUUGAUUUACUGACCUAGAGACAGUUUAUGUACGUGGCACAACUGCAGUUCCUCACCUUUGUGUCUGGGGGGUGCAGAUGAGCCAGCAUUUUGUAAGUGUUCCAGUUGUUUUCAAAGCUCCUGUUGUCAGAAGUGAGAAAUGUACAGACAUUUCAAACUCAAUGCAACACAUGACAAAUAGAAAUGAUAACACAAACGUGGGUGCCUCACUUUCCCCUGAGCUUCACAGCAUCGUCAAACCUUCCUUCGGACAUGGCUGUGGUGACGUCUUUAGUCUGAAGUUGAGGACAAUAAUUUACCUCAUUUUGUAUAAUCAUGUUUUUUGUGUACAGUAUGGAAAAAUAACUGACUCACCACUUGCACACACUCCAUGAGAGGCAGCCUGACAGCCAUGUUCCCAGUCAAGCUGACCACACAUGCAGGAGUGGCUGGUGUGGCCUCCAGCAGAGCCAUCACAGCCUCUACUCCCAUCCUGCUCGCCUGGAUGAUAUCAAGGCAUGAGAGAGAGCACGUUGGCACACAGAGAAGCUGAUAGAUGUAUGUUUUGUUUAUGGAACAAAGAUGAGACCCACUGGUGAGUUUAUAUAUGUGGAAAAUGAGGUAUUACCAAGAUCCUGUCAAAGGCAGAGGGGGUUCCACCUCUUUGUACGUGCCCCAGGAUGGUCGUACGAGUGUCGAAGCCGAGCUUCUUUGAUACCAGCUGGACAGACAGAUCAUAUAUGAGCAGACUUCCUUUUGUUACAAGAGUCUAUCCUGUGUGCUUGUAUGUUAGAGACACAAUAAAGCCACAUUAAAGUUAGUGUCUGAGGAUGAUGCAGGGUAAAACGUGUUUACGUCUCUCAGUCUCCUGCAGAGAUGCUCCUCCCAUCCAUCAUCUGGAGGCAUCUCAGGGAUGAACACCCAGUCAGCACCACAGGCCAGAGCUGUCACUAAAGCCAGAUAACUGCAGGUAGAAGGUCAUCAGACUUGAGGCUUUAACCG